Messenger RNA from Vitis riparia (riverbank grape), 1329 nucleotides. Its product is annotated as derlin-1. Lineage: Eukaryota; Viridiplantae; Streptophyta; Magnoliopsida; Vitales; Vitaceae. The transcript is spliced from 7 exons. Gene Ontology annotation, cellular component: Hrd1p ubiquitin ligase ERAD-L complex; endoplasmic reticulum membrane. Gene Ontology annotation, molecular function: ubiquitin-specific protease binding; misfolded protein binding. Bases 170 to 892 code for a protein of 240 amino acids. The record is from RefSeq and is a predicted model, not a curated record. Gene Ontology annotation, biological process: endoplasmic reticulum unfolded protein response.
GGGUAACAGACAGUGAUCCUAGAGGAACUUUCUUGAAGCAGUUGAAAUGACGGAAUUACCCAUAGCAGCCUUUUGAAAUUCCCUUUUAAGUACUCGGUGUCUCUCUCAGAUUCAGCGUUUAGAGAGAAAGAGAGCAGAGGGUUUGAAUCGGAGAUUCUUGUCAGUUUCAAUGUCGACUCCAGCAGAAUUCUAUAAUUCUCUUCCACCCAUAAGCAAGGCUUAUGGGACCAUGUGUUUGGUUGCCACUACAGCAUUCCAUUUGGGAUUGUUUCCGCCUAUGUAUACCGCUUUAAUAUAUGAAUCGGUAUUCAAGCAUUUUCAGGUGUGGAGGCUUGUUACAAACUUUUUUUUCCUUGGAAAAUUUUCAAUCAAUUUUGGAAUUCGCCUCUUAAUGAUAGCCAGAUAUGGGGUCCAGCUGGAGAAGGGAGUAUUUGAAAGGCGCACGGCAGAUUUCUUGUGGAUGAUGAUAUUUGGAGCUCUGACAUUGCUGGUAUUAUCAGCAAUCCCUCUGUUGUGGACUCCCUUCUUAGGGGUUUCAUUGGUAUUCAUGCUUCUAUAUGUCUGGAGCAGGGAGUUUCCGAAUGCCCAAAUUAACUUAUAUGGACUUGUUCAACUCAAGGCAUUUUAUUUCCCUUGGGCAAUGCUUGCUUUGGAUGUUAUUUUUGGUUCACAGAUUCUGCCAGACCUGUUGGGAAUUGUUGCAGGGCAUCUAUACUAUUUUUUGACGGUGCUGCAUCCUCUUUCCACAGGGAAGAACAUAUUAAAAACUCCAAGAUGGGUGCAUAAACUGGUUGCCCGCUUCAGAAUUGGAUAUCCGACAACUGCACCUGCCCAGCCUGAACGGGCAGCCGGUGUGGCUUUCAGAGGAAGAGGUUACCGGCUAAAUGGAUGAGAGGUACUCACUCUCUAUGUAUCAUCUUCCUCCCCAAUUUUAGAUGAUGCCACUAACGACGAAUGACAGACGUUUCAACGCAGAAACUAUAAAGAGUUAGUAGUAAUGGAGCAGUUGAUUUUCCCCCACUUUUGGGCUUCUAUACCUUGUGGCAUCAUUUGCAUCUGAACCUGAGCAAAAACUUUGUAGCUAAGGCAGUUAUAUUGAAUAUGACCGUAGGAAGUGAGGAUUUUCUUCUUCUUUUUCUUCAUUCAUUUCUUUCCCUUGAGGGAGAAUUGAUCUCUUGUUCAGUGAGAUUGCAGGAUCAAGUUUAAUGGUAAUGUGAAGGGGAGUCUCUCUCUGUCUGAAAGUUGUCAAUUGGCUUCUUAUUCUUUCUGAUUUGGGUGGUGGAAUAUUGAAUGCUUUCAACAUUACUAUUGGGCUCUUAUUCUUAUUAA